AUCGAUAUAAAUUUCAAUUUUACACUUGAUUUUUUUUUGUAUUAUAAUGAAUUUUGAUAAUAUUAACGUCCCGCAAAAACUGAUACCCGAAAACUAUUGGCGGCUGGGACUGGCGGCGCAGCGCCCCAAGAAGCGUGGAUUUAAAGAACUCCUGGAAAAGCGAAAAUUGCCAGUAAAUGGGUGGCCUGAUGAGCAUAUUGAGGAGCUGGUGCAUCAAAUAGCGUCAUUGGAUAGCAACAACUUUCCACACAAAGUGGGAUUGGGCGAGCGGGAGGCGCGCAUCGCCUGUCGACUUGUGUCCCGACGCCACUACAACUUUGGACAUGGCAUAGGACGCUCUGGAGAUCUGCUGGAGGCUCAGCCCAAGGCAGCUGGCUCUACCCUGAUCGCACACCUCACGAAUGCACUGAUCUUGGACCUAAUAAAGGGGCUAGGCCUGCCCAGCUGCCGAGGUUGUUUCCUGGUACCCAUGUGCACCGGCAUGACCAUCACACUGUGCCUGCAGAGUCUGCGCAAGCAGCGUCCACUCGCCAAGUAUGUCCUAUGGUCACGCAUCGACCAAAAGUCGUGCUUUAAAGCUAUUACGGCCGCAGGUCUGGAGCCCGUGAUAGUCCCCUGUCUGGUCCAGCAUCAAGCUCUAAGCACCGACGUGAAUGCCUUCGAACAGCAGGUUGAGGCUCUGGGGGCAGAAACCAUCCUAUGUUUGUACACGACAACCAGCUGUUUUGCCCCACGAAAUAGCGACAACAUCGUUGACAUUGCCCAGCUGGCCAAGCGCUUCGAUCUGCCCCAUCUCGUGAAUAAUGCGUAUGGGCUGCAGAUCGGCGAGAUUUCCAGACAGUUGGAGCGGGCGCAGCGCUUGGGACGCGUUGACUACUUUGUGCAGAGCAGCGACAAGAAUUUGCUGGUACCCGUGGGUGGAGCCAUUGUGGCCAGCUUCGACCAGAGUCUCUUAAGCCUGGUGGGCAGUAGUUAUGCGGGUAGAGCGAGUGGCUCCCAAACGUUGGAUGUAUUCAUGACGCUGCUGUCACUGGGUCGUAGCGGCUACCACUCAAUGCUCGAGAAACGAGUGGAUAACUUUAAUUAUCUGAAGGAACAGCUCAUGGAAUUUGCACAAAGCAAUGGCGAACUGGUUAUCGAGAGCAGGGACAAUUUCAUAUCGUUGGCCAUUACGUUGGGAACUCUCUGGGCCGCCACGGGUCAAGGGUCAAGUAUUACGCAACUGGGAGCCAUGCUGCAUAUGCGCGGAGUCUCUGGGGUACGCGUAGUGGUCCCCGGUCAGAGCAAAGUCAUUGAUGGCCAUACAUUCCCAGAUUUUGGGUCCCAUCAGAUGAAGCUGGAGCUGCCCUACCUCACUGUGGCGGCUGCCAUUGGCAUCAGUCGAGAGGAGAUUGACAAGUUCUUCAAGAUCUUUAAGAAAUGCUGGACGAAAUUGAGCCAGUCGCUCAGCGAAAAUAAAACCAAACAAUAAUCUAGAUAAGCAAAUUA
Drosophila guanche is the source of this 1488-nucleotide messenger RNA. Its product is annotated as O-phosphoseryl-tRNA(Sec) selenium transferase. Bases 47 to 1471 code for a protein of 474 amino acids. Gene Ontology annotation, biological process: selenocysteine incorporation; conversion of seryl-tRNAsec to selenocys-tRNAsec. The record is from RefSeq and is a predicted model, not a curated record. NCBI's taxonomy places the organism in Eukaryota, Metazoa, Arthropoda, Insecta, Diptera, Drosophilidae. The transcript has 3 exons. Gene Ontology annotation, molecular function: tRNA binding; O-phosphoseryl-tRNA(Sec) selenium transferase activity.